AUGGCGCUCAAAUACUCAACAGGACAGAUCUCGAGGAGCUUGUCCAAAGCAACCACCUCAGCUCGCAAUGGCGCAUCGCCCCUCGCUCUGGCGCUGCCAAAGCAGUCCAACCCCCAAUUGAGGUAUAUGGCCACCGUUCCGCCUGUUACCCAGAACUCCGCCGGAUCCAAGGGCCCGACGGCGAUGGUGUUCCUCAACAUGGGCGGUCCCUCGACGACGGACGAAGUUGGCGACUUUCUGAGCCGACUCUUUGCAGAUGGUGACUUGAUUCCCCUGGGACGCUACCAGAACUACCUCGGCCCAUUCAUCUCGAAGCGAAGAACCCCAAAGAUCCAAAAGCAAUACGCUGAAAUUGGCGGCGGUUCCCCGAUUCGCAAGUGGUCGGAAUACCAGAAUGCCGAGAUGUGUAAACUUCUCGACAAGCUUUCCCCCGAGACCGCCCCCCACAAGCCCUACGUUGCGUUCCGCUACGCCGACCCUCUAACGGAGGAGAUGUACAACAAGUUGCUGGAGGAUGGCUUCGGAAAUGGAAAGGGUGGAAGAGCCGUCGCAUUUACACAGUACCCUCAGUACUCGUGCUCGACCACUGGCAGCAGCAUGAAUGAGUUGUGGAAGUGGCGGCAACGGCUGGAGGGCAAGUCUGCCACGGACGCGACGCCAGGUGACGGUACAAUCUCCUGGAGUGUAAUUGACCGGUGGCCGGUUCACCCCGGAUUGGUCGAGGCUUUUGCACAGAACAUCGAGGCCAAGCUUCUGGAGUACCCCGAGGAGAGGAGAAAGGAUGUCGUCCUCUUGUUCUCCGCCCACAGCUUGCCCAUGUCUGUGGUCAACAGAGGCGACCCUUACCCUGCCGAGGUCGCGGCCACAGUCUACGCUGUCAUGCAACGCCUCAAGUUCUCCAACCCCUACCGCCUCUGUUGGCAAUCACAGGUCGGCCCCUCCGCUUGGCUCGGCCCCCAGACUUCCGACUCUGUCGAGAACUACAUCCACAAGGGCCAGAAGGAUCUCGUUCUGAUCCCCAUUGCCUUCACCUCGGACCACAUUGAGACUCUGUAUGAGUUGGACUUGGAGGUCAUUGGAGACUCCGGCCACCCGGAAACCGUCAAGCGUGUCGAGAGUUUGAACGGAAGCCCGGUAUUUAUCAAGGCCUUGGCUGAUAUUGCUAAGGCUCACCUUGACAGCGGCAUUGCUUGCUCACCACAAAUGGAGCUUCGAUGCCCUGGUUGCAAGAGCGAGCGAUGCGCAGAGUCUAAGAAGUUCUUUGCAGGUCAACAAACAAAACUCUUCGGGGCUCAAGAGAAGAUUCUGGCGCAAUAG
Colletotrichum karsti is the source of this 1317-nucleotide messenger RNA. RefSeq names its product ferrochelatase precursor. Lineage: Eukaryota; Fungi; Ascomycota; Sordariomycetes; Glomerellales; Glomerellaceae. Gene Ontology annotation, molecular function: protoporphyrin ferrochelatase activity. The record is from RefSeq and is a predicted model, not a curated record. The transcript has 2 exons. The coding region runs from base 1 to 1317 and encodes 438 amino acids. Gene Ontology annotation, biological process: heme biosynthetic process.